This is a messenger RNA of Nerophis lumbriciformis (worm pipefish), 2445 nucleotides long. The record is from RefSeq and is a predicted model, not a curated record. Lineage: Eukaryota; Metazoa; Chordata; Actinopteri; Syngnathiformes; Syngnathidae.
AUGGGACGCCUGUGUCUGACCUUGGUUGUCACUCUCUCCCUUUUCACCUGCCAGGUUUUGUGCUCAGGGGUGUUUGAGCUGAAGCUGCAGGAGUUUCUAAACAAGAAAGGGGUGGCGGGGAACGCCAACUGUUGCCCCGGCGGCGGCUCGGCUCAUCGGCCGGGCCACCAACAGUGCGAGUGCAAGACUUUCUUUCGAAUCUGUCUCAAGCACUACCAGGCUAACGUGUCCCCCGAGCCCCCAUGCACAUACGGCGGAGCGGUGACCCCAGUUCUGGGCUCCAACUCCUUCCAGGUGCCGGAGACCAACGCGGACACCUUCACCAAUCCGAUCCGCUUCAAUUUCGGAUUCACGUGGCCGGGGACAUUUUCACUGAUCAUUGAGGCUCUGCACACAGACUCCCUGGACGACCUGGCAACAGACAACCCAGAGCGCCUCAUCAGCCGCAUAACCACUCAACGUCACCUGACAGUGGGAGAAGAGUGGUCCAAAGACAUGCAGACGUCUAGCGGGACGGAGCUACGUUACUCUUAUCGAUUCCUGUGUGAUGAACAUUACUAUGGCGAGGGCUGCUCCGUGUUCUGUCGGCCCCGAGACGAUGCAUUCGGACACUUCACCUGUGGAGAGCGUGGCGAGAUCAUUUGCAACUCUGGCUGGAAGGGACAGUACUGCACUGAACCAAUUUGUCUUCCUGGCUGUGAUGAAAAUCAUGGCUUUUGUGAGAAACCUGGAGAAUGCAAGUGCCGUGUGGGAUUCAGUGGUCGUUACUGUGAUGAUUGUAUCCGUUACCCUGGCUGCCUCCAUGGUACGUGCCAACAACCCUGGCAAUGUAACUGCCAGGAGGGUUGGGGUGGCCUCUUCUGCAACCAGGAUCUGAACUAUUGUACACAUCACAAGCCUUGUCUCAAUGGUGCCACCUGUACCAACACUGGCCAGGGCAGCUACACAUGCUCCUGUCCACCUGGCUAUACAGGUGCCAGCUGUGAGAUCGAGGUCAAUGAAUGUUCUGGAAACCCUUGUCGCAAUGGUGGCAGCUGCUCUGAUCAUGAUGGUGGAUAUAAGUGCACCUGCCCACCUGGUUUCUAUGGCAACAACUGUGAGUUGAGUGCCAGUAGCUGUGCGGAUGGGCCUUGCUUCAAUGACGGACGUUGUGUUGAUAACCCUGAGGGGGGCUACUUCUGUCAGUGCCCCACAGGAUACGCCGGAUUCAACUGUGAAAAAAAAAUUGACCACUGCUUGUCCAACCCCUGUUCAAAUGGUGCAGAAUGUGUGGAUUUAGUCAACUCUUACCUCUGUCAGUGUCCUGAAGGGUAUUUUGGUACCAACUGUGAGGACAGUAGCAGCAGCAGCCUCUCUGGACACUGUCAGUCUUUUCCUUGUCAGAAUGGUGGAACAUGCCAAGAGGGAGCCAAUGGCUACACAUGCAAUUGUCCUCCAGGGUACACCGGCAAAAACUGCAGUUCCCCCAUCUCCCGCUGUGCUCACAAUCCUUGCCACAAUGGAGCCACCUGCCAUGAACGUGGCAACCGCUUUGUGUGCGCCUGUGUGCCAGGCUACGGUGGGCACAACUGCCAGUUCCUCUUACCAGAAGUCCCCAAGGGUCAGCCAGUGGUAGAUGGACCAGACAGACGAUAUUCCUCCCUGGAAAGUGACAUUUUUGACGAUACUGACAAUGACGACAACGGCUUCCCCUGGACAGCAGUGUGCGCUGGCAUCUUCCUCGUUCUCGUGAUUCUCAUAGGUUGCUCUGUUUUGGUAGUCUAUGUUCGAGUCAAACUGCAGGAUCGGCAAAGUCAUCGCAGUGACAGCGUCCGUAGCGACAGCCACGAGACGAUGAACAAUCUGACGACCACCAACAACUGCCUCCGGAGUGAUAAGGAGCUGGGUGCUGUAAUGACAACAUCCAUUAAAAACACAAACAAGAAGGCAGAGUACCAUUCUGAGCUGGCUGGUUCGCUUGGUGGUCUGAGUGGGAUUGGUGGGCUCAAUGGACUUGGUGGAUCAGAGAAGCAUGGAUUCAAGACUCGCUACUCCAGUGUGGAGUACAAUCUCGUGCAUGAGCUGCGGCCUGAGGAGGUGUCACUGUGUAAACAGGAGGACCAUGAUGGGCCUGAGGUGAAAUGUGAGAUGCUGGAAGAGUCUGAUACAGAAGAAAUAUCAAGAAAAAGACAAAAUAGUGACGCUUCAGAAGAGAAACAAGUGGAAGAGUCGCUGAGCUGCAGCGAAGCAAUGUAUCAAUCAUCCUACGAUCUGAACCAACAUGCCGGCAGUGAUCUUAAAUACCAAUCCUCAAGUGAUGUCAAAUACCAAUCAAGCUGUGAUGUAGAAUGUCAAAGCGGGGCCAGCGGUGUCAGCAAGUACCAGUGCACCACAGACACCAAAUACCAGUCAGUGUACGUAAUAUCAGACCAGAAGGACGAGUGCUUAAUCGCCACAGAGGUAUGA